Symbiodinium sp. CCMP2592 is the source of this 7860-nucleotide messenger RNA. The record is from the annotation of a GenBank genome assembly. NCBI's taxonomy places the organism in Eukaryota, Dinophyceae, Suessiales, Symbiodiniaceae.
AUGUCGACCGGUGGUCCUACUAGUUUUUACGAUGUUCCGCGACCUGAUGCCGAUUCCCCGCCCCAACACCAAGAUGGCGAUGACUGUAGAGUAGGCGGUGGCGAUCAAGGGGAUGUUCCUCGUGACGAUCACAGUGGUAGGCAACAGCAGUGGACUCAAGACCAGUCUUGGGAACAGUGGAAUGGCGGAGACUGGGGAUCCAGUCAAUGGGGCCAUUCGUGGGGAAAAGCCGAGCGCGCUUGGGACGGAGCCGACUGGGCUCGUAGAUCCUACCGCGGCUACGGCUAUGAGCAGCACUGGGGCGACAGGCCCACAUGGGGGUCAGCUUCGACCGGAUCUGGGUCCGCAGACUGCGGAGCUCCAGAUCGUGAUUCAAAGGACUCUGCCUCCACAGGACAAUGGGGCGGACACGCGUCUGGUGGAGAUGGCCGCUACUACCAGGAGAACAACCUCCCGGAUGGAUGGGGCCCUUCUACGGACGCUCAAGGCAGAGGGUUCAAAGGGCAACGUUCGGAAGGCACCCGAGGACCUUCAGAGAAGAUGAUUGUUCCCUCCUUCUCUGGAACAACAGGGGACAGCGGCGACGACAUUGGGACUUCCGCGAGGUCCUACUUGAGACAAGUGUCGGCGUGGAGGCGGAUGACACGAAUGAGUGAAGAUCAACAAGGCCUCACUUUGUACCAGCACCUGACAGAUCGGGCGUGGAUCGACGCCGAGAGGUUGGACGUCGACCGACUAGCUUCUCGUGACGGUGUAGAUUACCUUUUGGCUUGGGUGAAGGACCGCUACUUGGACGUUCAGACCGUGCGCGACUACAUGGCGGAGUUCGACAGGGCCCUAGCAAGGUUGACCGAGGUAGGAUGUCAUCUUCCUGAUGUGGCAGCUGCGUGGGUGUUUGUGGAUAGAAUGGGUUUGGAAGAGCAAGCUGAAUUGAACUUGUUGGCCUCAGUGGGAAACCAGUACAGCCUCAAAGCUCUCCAACAAGCGGCUAUCGUGCAUGACAGAGGUCUUCGCAAACCAUGGGAAAACCAAUCCCGUCAUCCUCGCAAGGACUGGAAUGCAUCCAAGAAGCCCCACUCCGCGAACAUGGCAGGCCACGAGGACUACGAGCUCUACGACGUCGAGGAAGAGCACGAAGAGAGCCAUGAGGACGAUAUGCCAGUGCCUGAAGAAGUAGCCCAGGAGCUUUAUCAAGCUUUCAUGACGCAUGCAAGCGCAAAGCAGAAGUACCGGGAAAGCGCUAAGCUACGUGGCAGUGAUCCAGAUAGCCUACGUCAACUUGCAAGUGAAAAGCUCAAGGCGGCUAAAGCAAAAUCCUUCUGCUCAGGCUGCAAACGCAGAGGGCACUGGCACAAGGAUGCUGUUUGCCCCCUCAAUCGUGGUGCAAAUCAGGCCGCCCCACCAGGAUCCACCGGGGCAACUCCUGGUACCACCGUUGGGGGCACCAAGGACUCAGUGAAGCCAAGUUUUCCUUGUCACGUCGUGCACGUGACUUGGGAGAUCAGCCAGAGUGCAGGUCAAGAUUUCCUCGCAAUCACCGACACAGCGUGCUCAAGGUCUGUGGCAGGAGCAGGCUGGAUCGACUCGUACAUCUCAGAAGCGAAGAAGAAGGGCUGCGAACCGGCCUUCGUCGCCUGCAAGGAGGCUUUUCGCUUCGGCGCCUCCAAGAUCUUCGUUGCUUCGUAUGCGGUGGUACUGUGCUUUCAGCUUGGCCUCUGCAAAGUUGCUCUGAAGGUUGCCGUAGUGAAUGGUGAGGUACCCCUCCUGGUGUCUCGAAGUGCACUUGGAAAGAUGGGUCUCGUUAUGGACAUCGAGGCCAACACGGCCACCUUCAAGAGGCUGGGCGUGACCGAUAUGAUCCUCUCCAUCACCGAGACAGGACACCCGGCUUUUGUAGUGAAGCCUACCGUUUUCCCGGCUGCCGCAGAAGCAGACUGCAGCUGGGAUUCUACUGAGAUCAAGAUCUUCUCGUGCGAUGAGCAAUACAUGGUCAUGCCAGAUCAGGGGAGGGACCAGGGUUUACACUUCGAGGAGUUGGGCUUCGAGAAGGGUUCCGGUGAAGAUUUGCAGUGUUCUACUAGUUGGAUGGUCAGUUUGCGGGAGGAUUCAGAACCACACGACGAAGGCGGCUCAGUUUCUUCUACAUGCUCCCAAGGUACCCCGAGCUCCUACGACAGUAUAUUCUACCCUAAGAAGAUCGGUCGAGCUACCAAGAACCUCCUUCUCGAUGCGUCCUUCAACCCCGAAACUUUCGCCUCUUGGUGGUCAUCUACUUCGAUUUCUAACGACUUUUGGGUUGAGAAUGAAGACAAGAGCGACCUCCUCACGGCGCCGACGGUCAGCCGGCCCAAGACCCUCUCAGAGUUCACGAAAGCGGAGUUGAUCACCGAGGCACGCGCGAGGAACCUAUGGUUCCACGAGAGCUGGACAGCCGUCGAGAUCAAGUCGUUGAUCCAAGAAGACAGGAAGAACCCUUCCGCGAACCACCCUGCGAACACGGGGAUGUCCAACAUGACGGUGGACCAGCUCAAGGAGAAGGCAAUGGUGCAGGGCUAUCAUCUCCCUCCUCACGCGACCAAGGGCACGAUCAUGAGGAUCCUGCGAGACCAGGGCGGCAUGAGCGGGGAGAGCAUUCUCGGCUUUGGCCGGUUCCGCGGGAAUCGCUACAAGGACACUCCGGAAAGCUACAGGACGUGGGCGAUUCGAGAGGUGACUACCCACGACAAUCCAUCGGAGGACCUGGUGAUGUUCGCAAAUUGGUGGCAGGGAGAACUCCAUCGUUGGAGGGACUCCCCCGCGACGAAGACGAGCCCCUCGACGGCGGCCGGCUACCUGGACCCCGAGGAGCACGCGAUGAUCCCGUAUGUGGACGAGGCCUCCUCCACGGCAUCGUGGGAUGUGCUCACCCGCGAGGCCCUCGCACAUCCGACUCCGAAGUCCAAGGCACCAUCGACGGGAGCGGGGCAACAGCCCAAGACACCGCCGCGCAGGCGCACGGCAGAGGACACCCCGGUGCCGACUCCUGUUCGGAUGGAUCAAGAAGAGCUGGCCGAGGACUACGAUGAGGACUACGACGAGAUCUACUUUGAGUGCGAUGAUGAAAAGGUCGAGUUCCUCCGGGCGCUUGCUCAAAGCAAGCCUGAGUCCACCGAAGACAGCUUCUUGGAGGCCGAGCCGGAGGACGAGGACGACUUCAUCCGGGAGUACCUCAACCCCCACGUGGACGGCGAGCACAAGGAGCAUCGCGGCGACGAGCACCUCGAUAUGAACUCUGGCGGCAAUGGGGAUGUAAUCCUAUGUGAGCCCUCCGGAGCGUACCACACUCUCCCUCUCAAACUACAACAACAAGAUGAACUGUGUGAAGUUGUUGCCCGUGACAAGUUCAAGAACAAAGAGUUCGGCUACGAGGACCUUCUUCAGGUGGUGAAGAGCAUCCCACUCACACGUCUACGACGUGGAAAAGGAACUCAGAGAGCCGGCGACCAAUGCUUCGAGUACUUCUUGGGAGGCAUGUACACUCAUGGUUCCAUGAAGGGCCUCUCCCGUCGCUCCCGAGCUUUGCCGUGGACUACCAAGUACAUCAACAUGUUCCUCAAGACUAAGUAUGACGGCCGGUGGACUUCCUUUGUGAUCUUCCGCAAUGCCGCUACUGAAGUCCAUACCGACUCCCACAACCUGCGGGACACUCCGGUUGCCACCGUGUCCUUCGGGAACUUCAAGGGAGGAAAACUGUGGAUCGAGGAGACUGACAAAGGCAAGGACGACCCCAACACGGUGAUCCGAAGAGACAACAAGGGGCGCGAGCUCUACGGCAAGACGGUGUCCACCAAGGAGCAGCUGUACAUCUUCGACGGCAAGUCCAAACACGCCACCGAGCCAUGGGAAGGAGAGAGGUGGACUUUGUCUUGUUACACCACCCGAGGGUACGUCGACUCGGACAGUGGCCUCCGUGACGAACUUCGAGAACUACGUUUUCCUUUGCGCGGCCUACCACUACGCGACGGAGACCAUGGAGGAGAAAAGAAGACUUUUAGGCCCUGCAAGAGCGUCAGGAAGGCCCUUUGGAAAAAGGCUGGACGACUGGCUGCACUCACCACAUGGUGCACUUCGGCAGCUACCUCGAGCCUACUCGCGGAGUACCCCCUUGGAAGGGGGGUCGAGGCGGUGAGUUUGUACGAGAUUGGCGGCUACGACAAGACGCUUGAGGUGACCAAUAUGGAGUAUUUGGCCGCCGAACCCUUCGCCUACGAGCCGAACGACCUUGCGGAUGCGGAUGUGGAGACGGUGCACAGAACCCUCGAGGCCUUUACCCCGGCUGUGGUUUGGGUCCACGGUAAGGAGUCCUUGGGAUUUCUUGAGAAGAUUUAUGGAUCUCUUUGCAGUCAUGUCGAACAAGGACACCAAUUGGCUUUGGAAGCUCUCCCUGAUGAUCCAUGUUGGGAAAAUCCGUACAUCCAGAGCCUCCUUGAAAGGUUCGAAGGACGAUGUCAUCGCAGAGAAGCUGAACCGCAUGUUCUCCGCAUCAACGAUGUUCUGCAGAACUACAGCGAUACUAGGCUCGACAGCGAAAAGGACUCCGGCCAGACCCUGGUGCAGUACAUGGCCCAACAUGAUGCACAACCCCCUCCAGAACAACCCAGCUCGUCCACAGCUUCAGGGGCUUCCUCUAUUUCGUUCGAAGGCGACAAGGAGAUUGCGAGCGAAGUGAAGAUUUCUUUGAGAAGGCUCCACCAAAACAUGGGGCACCCCAACAACUUGGAUCUGGCCAGGCAUUUGCGCCUCGCUGGAGCAGAUCCCUCCGUGGUCGAUGCCUGUAAGAAGAUGAGAUGUCAGGUCUGUGAGCGAGCUCGGCGGGGGCGUUCGGCCAAGCCAGCCUCGCUUCCAAACCUCCUGGAGUUCAAUCAAGUGGUUGCAGUAGAUGCCUUCUACGUGUACGCGUCCGACAAGAGGAAGGUCGAGCUCAUGAUGGCCAUCGACGUGGGCACCGGCUUUGUCGCUGCGGGACUUCUUCAAGGACACGGUACAAGCACCAUGGAAGCUUCGUUUUGCUCAAUUUGGAGCAACACCUUUGGGGCCCCCGGGACUUUGGUGAUCGACCUGGAGUCUGGACUUCAAGCUGGUCUCGGAAAAUACAGUGAGUGGCAUGGGACUCACCUGCGCCCUAUCGCGGGGCAGGCUCACUGGCAGAAUGGCACUGUUGAGAGAGCCAUCCGAACCUGGAAGGAGAUCUGGUCGCGUGUGGUGGAUGAAACUUCAGCCACCCAUCCGGAGGCCAACAUGGUCAUCACUUCGGUCAACGCAGCUAUGAACACUUUGAGGCGCGAAAGCGGCUUCAGCCCAUCCCAAGCCGUAUGGGGGAGAGAUCCCAAACUUCCAGAGGAUAUCACUGGCGGGCCACACGAUGAACAUGUGGAGCACAUCCUCUCCCACGACCGACUGCGAGCACGAGAACAUACCUUGAGGGUGGCAGCUAAAAGUUCGUAUUUCAGGUGCCAGAACGAUGCGAGACUGAGGAGAAGUUUGUUGCAGAGAUCACGUGUAGCAGGACCGGACUUGGGUGUCGGAGCCCACAUCUUCUUCUACCGCAAGCCCAAGAACAACAAGAACUGGGAGUGGCACGGUCCUGCAGUUGUGAUUGGACACGAGGGACCGAACACCUGGGUGUCUUUCACCGGACGUUGUCACUUGGUGGCGCCCGAACACAUCCGAAUCGCAAGUUCGGAAGAGUUGGGGUCGGCAUUCACUAUGCGUUCCACUCAACGUGAUCUACAACUUCUACUGGAACGAGAUUUCAGCGAGGAGGCCACCUACGAGGAAGGCGACGUCGAGAUGGAGGAGGACCCCGAGCUUCCACCCGGAGAUGGAGACCUACCUGAACCUCCUGGGGGAGGACGAAGACGCGAAGGACCCGAGGCAUCAGCUCGAGUGGUUAAGAGACAUCGCGUCAAAGGACCCCAAGCUCAAGAUGGCGACCCUCCGGCCGUCAAUGAGGCGAUGAUGAUGAAGCUUCCCAAGACUCCUCGAGCUCGCGAAAAGGCCCUAGAAAAGGAGAUACCAUGGCGACUCAUCCCUGCAGAACAACAUUCUGCCUUCAAGGAGGCGGAACAGAAACAGUGGAGAGAACAUGUUCAACACGGAGCUCUAGAAGCCCUGUCGGUGAGCCAAAGCCGACAGGUACUGGCCACCAAGCCGGACCGCAUCCUGGGAAGUCGCUUCGCGUACAAGGACAAGCUGUGGUGUCAACGUAAAGGGAAUCCCUCCCUCGGAUGGAAGCCCAAAGCUCGACUCGUCAUUCACGGCCACCGUGACCCAGACCUUUCAAAAGGGCUUCCUACUCACGCGCCCACAAUCUCGAGGCAGGGAAUACACCUUCUACUCCAGAUAUUGGCAUCGAACCUGAGGAAGGGGUGGCGUGGCUUUGCUGGAGAUGUGACGGCUGCGUUCCUUUGUGGAGAAGAGCUACGACGCGAACUUUACCUACGUCAGCCCGCCACUGGACUUGGAGACCUACAUCCAGAGCAACUCCUACGCAUCCGCAAGCCGUUCUUUGGUCUGGUCGACUCGCCCUCUGCGUGGUGGACGAAGUUCUACGAGACUGUGGGUGACAUGAAGAUCACCGACGGUAAGAAGAACUGGAAGAUUGUGCAAAGUUCCCUUGAUCAUUGCAUUUUUAUGGUGCAAGAAGUCCUAGUUGAUGAUGAGACCGGGAAGGAGACGCUGGCCCCUCCCCAAGCCGCCCAAGCCUACCUCGGAGUGCAUGUAGACGACGUGCUCUUGGUUGGAGAUGGUCAGCUAUGCGAAGUGGUCAAAGAGCGCUUGAGUCAGGAGUUUCCCAUUCAAGAUUGGGAGACCGGGAGUUUCGAGUACGUCGGAUCCUACAUAGAGAUUCUCUCCGACAUGGUGCGAGUAACCCAAGGCAGCUACGCCGCUACGCGUCUUUUCGAAGUGGAAGUGGAGCGUGAUCUGCCUGACCACUAUCCCGCCAACGACGUCCAAGUCCACGACAACAUGUCAUUGGUGGGUGCUUUGUCAUGGAUGGCCAGCCAAACCAGACCAGACUUGCAAGUCGGUGUCUCCAUGAGUCAGCAGCGUCAAAAGGAGCCUUGCUUGGGAGACAUCAGGUUCACCAACCAGCUGGCGAAGCGGGCAAUGGAGCACAAGGAUGAGGGUUUGACCUUCUACCCGAUCGACUUGGACGCGGCAGUGCUUCUAUGCUACCAUGAUGCCGGCUGGGCCAAUGUUCCGCAGUCUCAGGAAGACCCUUACUACAAGCUCACAGAAGAAGAAGAUCUACAUGGGACGAUCCGCGAUGGGCCCUUUGCCAGGAAGGAUGCCAAAGCCAAGAAGACGAACUCUUCGAUUACCUCACAACUCGGAGGACUUUACGUGUUGGCCAAUGCCUCUGUCUUGACCGGCACCCCUUCUCGCGCAAGUGUGCUCGACUGGCGAAGUGGAGCAUGUGAAAGGGUGUGUAGGUCAACGUUUUCCGCAGAGACUAUGGCAUGUUGCACCGCCUCCGAGACCGGCAUCUUCAUUUCGAAGUUCCUAGAAACCCUCCUCACUGGCAAGUUGGCGAGGACAUCUACCAGGUUUGAGAUGCGGUUUGUGAGCGACUGUAGGAGCCUCUAUGACCAUUUGACGCGUGCCGGAGUGCCCCGCGUCCCAACGUGUAAACGUCUUGCUAUAGACCUUGCAGGGAUCCGAGAAGAUCUCAAAGAUAGUGGUAGGAUAGUGUGGGUGCCUACAUGGGCACAACUGUCCGACAUCCUCACGAAACCCCUGCGGGCAGAAGGAUGGUGGAGAACUUUGAAAUCAGAGCUGAAGCUCACCUUCAAAGAAGGGGGGGGAGAAAUUGUAUAG